Mytilus trossulus (common blue mussel) is the source of this 1426-nucleotide messenger RNA. RefSeq names its product LITAF domain-containing protein-like. The coding region runs from base 146 to 484 and encodes 112 amino acids. The record is from RefSeq and is a predicted model, not a curated record. NCBI's taxonomy places the organism in Eukaryota, Metazoa, Mollusca, Bivalvia, Mytilida, Mytilidae. The transcript has 4 exons. Gene Ontology annotation, molecular function: zinc ion binding.
UAUAUAUACUAGCUAAUUACGAUUUAACUUAGUUAACGUGAAUGUAAAUCUAAAAACCUGUUUAAAUUCCUGCUGUGAAUUUUCCAAUUUCUAACACAGAUUUGACUGUACACAAGUACAUUAAAAACAAGACAUUUAGAGAGGUAUGGCAGUUCAACAACAACCUUAUGAUCAAGGAUAUGGUCAACCCACAGGGUACGGACAGUCCGGAACUGUUGUCAUCACACAACCUGUUACUACCCUGAUAACUACUGGGAUGGCAGAAUUUCCAGUCAAUAUGACCUGUCCGGCCUGUCAAAACCAUAUUAUUACCGGUACACGUAAGGAGAUAGGGACGAUGACAUGGCUUGCCUGCUUAGGUCUUUGUUUCAUAGGAUGUGAUCUCGGAUGUUGUUUCAUUCCAUUCUGUGUGGAUUCGUGUAAAGAUACAGUACAUAACUGCCCAAACUGCCAAACCGUCGUUGGAAAGCACAACAAGAUAUAAAUAAAAUAUGUAUUUACAACUCAUGCAACUGUGACAAUGUUAAAACAACAACUGACUGACUCCUUCUAUUCCUUACUUUUAUUUUUAAUAUCAUAUACAAUCAUAUAUUUAUCGAUAACAACACUUUACAGCACAUUUCAGUCAGUAUGUAGCUAAUGGUAAUAUCUUUGGUUAGCUUGCUUGUUAGCUGAACCAUGAAGUCAUUGUUAGGUUAGGUACACUACCCUCCUUUUAAAGUAGCUUAGUCCUACAGAGAGAUAUAUUUUUUAUCUGUUGGGCUAGUCUAAUAUUAAAGGAGGGAAGUUUACCUUACAUAACAAUGACUUCACGGUUCAGCUAACAAGCAAGCUAACCAAAGAUAUUACAAUUAGCUACAUACUGACUGAAAUGUGCUGUAAAGACUUCUGACCUUUCAUAUUUGUUUUUUAGUCGAAUUAUAUAGUUUAUAAGACGUGUAUCAGACCUGAACAAUGGUAGCCAGCAUUAAACACUCCCACCCCAAAACAAGAAGAUUUAUCACCUUGUAGACCCUGCAAGGAUAUCAAUGUAAUAAGUAUGCAAUAUAUUUCAUUUUCCAUUGUUACAACUGAUUGUGACGUAAGGUUUUUGUUAAAGGAGUUUUAAGUUACAUUCUUGUUUAUUGUACAGAUAUAAAUGAAGCACAUAUUUUAACAUAUCCUUUCGAAGAUUUUAAUAUUGUUUAUAUAAAUAUUUAUAGUUAAAUGCCUUUUCUUUAAAAACAUGAAAUAUAGAAUGAACCACAUGUUUAUUAUAUGAGGUCUUUUGCUGGUGUUUAGGGUUGAUGUUUUAUGCAAAUACCAUAUAAUAUAUCAUUUUAUCACACUUAUAACAUGUUUAGUUUUAUAAAAACAAAACUAAGGAAUUCAUAUCAACUAAUGAAGUAAUUUAAUUACAAAUAAAACAUGUUUAUAUAUUUAUUUA